CUGAAUGCGGAAGAUAAAUGGUGGUAGUUCCGGAAGCCCUCUGGUUUUGCGAAGGUUUCUAACAUAAGUGAUGUAUAUUUCUUUGGAAAAGACUUAAUUAAACAGUGAUGGGAAAUUCAGCAAGUAGUUAUGACAGUGAAGACGAAGGAAGGGCAGAUUACAAAGAGGUGGAUGAUGGUGUCUCAGAUACAGAGGUAGAUCUGAAUGACAAAGAUGGAAAUAUCACACCUGAUCUUCAUGCUUUAUUUAGUGAUCCAACUGCCUUGCGGACUGUUGCAGCAAAAAUAAAAGAGCAGAUUCCAGAAAAUGUAAUACACCAACAUCACAAUCACAUCAUUCGAUGGUUAAAAGACAGGAUGGAAAGGCUGGAGGAGACGGUGACAAUUGCUCAGUUUUGUGACAUGUUAAUGGGCAAGGGAGUUUCAAGAGAGGAUGCCAUCAAGGCAUUCCAGCCUUUUGACACAGAUGGAAAUGGUACAGCAGAGGUUACUACAAUGAUAGAGGCAGUGUCUAGCUUUAGCAGCCCUAACUUGAAUGGAGAGUUGGGUAAAAAUAUUCGCAUGCUACAAGCUUGCUCCCUGCUUCCAGGUUUUGUUGACAUCUAUGCAGGUGACACUCAUCCUAUCGCACAUCAUGGAGAAAAGAUUUUAAGGUAUCUGCUGAAAAACAGAGCAGAGAGCUCCAACCUUCCAUUUCCACACCUGACUGGCUUCAACAAUACCUGCUGUAUGCGGCUCUCAGUACUUAAGAAUGUCUUCAACACUAUGAAAGAUGCAGCUCGGGAUGAAGGAGAAGAUCAACUUUUGGCUGAAGGAGAAGAACUAAAGCCCAUCACCAAAUGCUACAGCAGACUAGAAGUGUCUACCAAUAGUUCUGAUGCAUACAGACUUACAAAUGGGGAUCCGAAUUCAUUCUGGCAAUCAGAUGGAGCAGCUCGUUCACACUGGAUCAGAUUAUAUAUACGAAGCAAUGUGGUUAUCAAGCAGUUAUCCAUAUCUGUUGCAUCAUGUGAUCAAAGUUAUAUGCCAGAGUUGGCCACUGUUUCUGGUGGGCGUGGUCCUCGAAGCCUUAGAGAAUUGAAAGAAAUCCGCAUUCCUAGUCAUGUAACUGGAGACGUGGUUCUCUUGAAGAAUGUUAAAGUUCAUUACCCAGUGAUUCAGAUCAACAUCAAGCGCUGUCAUAGUGAUGGUUGUGACACACGUGUGCAUGGCAUCAAGACAAUAGGUUACAAGGUGGUACGUGACACAGGCAUAAGUGUUGUUGAUGCUUCCGCCAAGUGGUACCUGCAGGUUUUGGCUGCCACUGUUGUAAGUGCCAUGCCACAUUCAGCAGCACUUUGUCCAACAGUUCUUGAAUACACAAGAAAUGCUCUGGAACAUAUGCCACCGCUUUCCCUUGGAUUGUCUGGUGGAGAACGUCCAUAUUUUCUUAGCAGACAUGUGCUGGAGGAAAUGGAGACCUUCAUAAAAAAGCUGACUUGUGCUGAUGAAAAACCAAUGCCUGAAGGAUUAAGUCUUCUUCUGUCUCUGAACUUAGCUCGUGGUCAUGUUGCAUCCUUACUUCAUACCAUUAAGUACUUCCAUGAGUGUCCUGAGCUGUCCUUACCAUGUGUGCAGCUGUUGCAGAAAAUGUUGGAAAUAAGGAACUCUUGUUGGGAGAAAAUGGGGACUUUACUUCAGGUUACUUUGGCUGGCUGUGAUGGAGGAAAACAUGAUGACUCAUCUGUCCCUUUCAAUGUUUUGAGCCAUGGAAAUGCUACUGGCCAGACCAAUGCAUAUAUAACAGAAGAAGGUAAAACCAAAGUCAACAUGUUCUUCAAAAGUUCAGAAAUGAUCCAGCUCACCAAAGUUAGAUUGAAAGUUGUUCCUGGAAGUCGUGGGCCUAGAAGAGGUUUAAUCUUUGUUUUCAACACUGAUCAAAAAGAAUUCCAAAUGGAGGAAGCAUUAGAAAAGUUUGCUGUAUAUGACAAAUGGGGGGAUAUAGAGUAUAAGUUCAGCGUGCAAGUCAGGAAUGCUGGUGUAGGUGGAAAACCAGAUAACCCUGUUGCCUAUUUUACCUUUGAUGAUGACUGCGAUGAGAUUGAUGUUCCUGUAAGUUGGCAUCCUGUAGGACAGUACAUCCUGGUCAAGUUCUUGGAACCCCGUCAAGAGAGUGCUCAGAAGCUUGGCAUUGUUGAAGUUAAAUUCUAUGGCUUUGUCAAGAAGCAUGUCUUCGGAGAAACUGAGCUUAAGAUCAUGCCACCCAGCACUACAAAACGUGGAGUUUGUGGAAGUCCUGAUAUUGCUUACUGGGUUUUGAAUUUUCUGGUUGAUCUCUCACAGGACCAGGGUAAAAAGAAGGGGAAGUUUUCAAGACCUGAAUUCUUAGAUUACACAGGUGUAGAGCUGGAAGCUCUAUGGAGCCUGUACAAGAGUUUUAAUAGCAGCACAGAGGAGAAAUGGCAGAACUGUGGUCUCUUGUUAAUGGAACUGCUGUAUAAACUUGUCCCUCAUCUUUCUCUCCAGAGCUCUUCUUCCAAGGAGACUGCUGAACUUCUCUUUGAAUACCUAUGCAAAGUCAUUGAUGAUCCAAAAGUAGACCACAAAAGUAAAAUCUACAGACUUUCUGAACAGCUUAUUGUUGACGGAGCAAGCCUUUUCUUUCCUGAUAAAGAAGCCAAGCGACAAAGGUUGUUCAGCAUGAUGAAUAAUGUUGAUAAACUAACAACAGCUCCAUCAGUAUCGCUAGUCUUCCAGUCCCUAUGUCAGUUCUUCAGUUCUGUUGAUCCCAGGGGCUUACUUGAAUUACCUAAAGUGCCAACUGAGAGCUUUGAACCAGGACCAGUACUUGAAGUCAUGCAGACUUUGGUCCUUGUAGCAGGCCAAGAAUUUGCAAUGGCAGUGUCCCGAGAUGACUUCAGCCAGCACAUGACAUACCUCAUUUGCCUCACAGGGUCAUUGCAGACGUCACUUAUGGUCUGGUGUUGGCAGCAACUCACAGAUUCUGAGGCCCCAGAGCAGCUGAAGGAAAAAGCCAUGAACAUGGUUAUCACAUAUUCCACCCAUGUGGCUUCAAAAGCUGUUGAAGCAUGUCAGUUGUUGCAGAAAAAGGACCAGGCAAAAGUGGAGGAACUGGUCAGAGAAAUGAACCCAGCUUUUUUAUCUUCUAUUGUGAGACAGUUGGUGCUGAUCUUAAUGUUUCUAGUUGACAAAAUGGACUCACAUUCCUGUGUGACUUUGCUACAUAGCUUCUACCCAUUGUCUCAGCAACUUUCCAGUCUUGAGAAGAUGGCUCCUGCUUUAUUUCCAGAGAUAACUAGUGAAAACUGGUGUGAUAUGAAGAAUGAUGACAUUGUACUCAGGACAUGGGAUGUUGAAUCCCCACAUAACUAUGACAACAACUCUUCUAUAGCUCAGCUUUUUUCCUGCCCUGGUGCCACCAAGUUCAUUGUCAACUUUGAUCCACGAUGUGAAACAGAGAGGAGGUAUGACUACUUGGAAUUCACAGACUCCAAAGGAGUCAAAAUUCGCUAUGACCAGAAAGUUGGUACUAGCAAAUGGCCCAAACAAGUCUACUUCAGUGGUCCCCAUCUUCAUUUUUCUUUCCGUUCUGACAGCAGCAACACAGAAUGGGGAUACAAAUUUAAGGUAACAGCAAAGGGUAGCCCAGACGUUCCACUUUCCUGGCCUUAUGACCUACAGUUGUCACUUACGCAGUUGUUUGGAUCUUUAUGUGGUGCAACACUGGCCUCUAAUCCAGUGAUGACUGGAGACCGGCUAUCAUCAUCAGAUGAGUCAGAACAGGAUGUGCUGCGUAGUGAGCUUUGGACUACCUUAUUCCGAGGUGGCUAUAUGGUCGGAACUGCCAAGUUACAGCGUACACUUUCUGGCAAAUUUGUCUCAGAGGAACACACACCUGUAUUGCAGUUUUUGAAGGAACUGACCAGUCAGUCAGAAAUAUCACAGGAAAAUGGAUUCCUGAUUGAGAAGCUUAAGGAGAGGUUCCUAGAGAAUCGUCGAAAAGGGUCUGUUGCAGUAGGUGGUCCUGAAGUAGAUGCAGCAGUCAUAUCUGUUUUUGCUGCUUUGGUGUGGCACGCACAACAGCUACGUGAUGACAUGGACAAAUUCAUGCGAAGCAAUGGUGAUAACGCACUGAGUGAGGGUAUCGUGCAUGCUUUUUCUACAGCAGAAUCUCUGCGACUGUUGCUGGCAAGUCAGAAACAGAAAUUUGCUACUUUAGAAGAGGAUAAUUUGGAACACAACCCAGUGCUUGCUUGUAUGGAGAAAGCUCAUUUCCUGUUAAAGUUUGCAGGACUCACCAGAGUGCAGCUCAAAAAUGAGUUACGCAGCAAAACAGGAAAGCUGUUGAGGAAGUCUGGAAACAAAAAAUUUGACAAGCAGAGUGUAAGGGUUGACAUAAGUGAAAAAUAUCCUUCCUUCCGUCUGGUGAUGGAGUUUGUACAGGAUCCAGCUUGGACUACAGAAAGAGUGCACCAGAUGCUACAAGAGCGCUCCAAGUUUGCAACAUCAUUAAGCAGAGUGUACAUGUUUGCAUCUGAGUUUGUCAGAGUCAUGAGCAAAGAUGAUAUUUUUCAGAUACCAGUGGUGCUUUUCUUACAGUCCAUGCUCAGUUACCAAGACAAAUUUGCAAAACACUACGCAGAUGGACUUGAUGGCUGUGGCCUUCAGCAGGAAAACAAUGUUCGUUCUUCCUACUACUGUUUAGUGCGUCGCCUGCUAGAACCAUUCCAGACUGUGCGACCACAUGCAGUAAAUCCUCAGGUGUUGCCUGCUUAUGACUUCAUUCAGGCAUGCCUUCUUCAUCUCCUGGACACACAGUGGCAGCCAUAUGAUCUGUCUUUUAUCAGCGAACUCAAAUUGCCAGAAUUGUUUUUCACGAUGUUGAAAGAUACAGUGAAAAUGCGUGAUGUGACAGUUGGAAGUGAGCAAAAGGAAGAAGAGCUUAAAGACUAUGAGCAAUGUCUGCACUGGUUUGAUGAGUGCUCAAAGGGAUUCAGCAACUGGUAUAAGAGAGAAGAAGACGCUUCAAAGGAAGAGAAGAAGGCUAUCCAGAUGUUCAUUGCAAGGUUCUCAGACUUGCUAGAUGUGGAAAUAACUUGUGAUGGGUGUGGGAACACAUUACCGGGGCGCCGAUACCGCUGUGUACAGUGUGUUGACUUGGACCUAUGUACAACAUGCUUUUCAGGGGGAGUUAAACCAGAAGGAGAGCACUCUGAUGACCAUGAGUUUAUUCACCUCGUAUACAAGUGCAACAAGUGCCAGGCCUUUAUAGUUGGAACACGCAUUCAUUGCAAUAUCUGUGAAGACUUUGAUCUUUGUCUAGGCUGCCAUGCCAAGAAAGAAUUCCCAACUGGUCAUUCAGCAUCACACUGUGUGACUGAAAUACCUCUUGUGAAAUUAAAGAACUCUCAAGCUUCAGACUCCGUCAUCAAGGCCUACAUUCACCAACAUAUCUGGCUUCUCUUCACAUCUGUGUGCCUCAGCCUUAGUGACAUCAUUUACAACACCGACAACUGCAUGCACUUCAUUGAUGCUGAUUAUAUUCGCUUGGCUGCACAGCUCCAGAACCAUUGUAUUACCAUAUCUGCCAAGUGUUUAGAUUCAGUGCCACUGGAAGCUGAGGAUGUGGUUGUUGAUGGCACGCCCAAUCUGCGGAUGAGCACUUUGCCACUAGAGACAAGGCAGGAAGAAUCUUUCGCUACACAUUCUCAGGAAAGGAUUAUGGGAUUGCUUGGAGCCAUGAUACCACCUAAAGACAAAGAGGUCUUAACAGAAAAUGCUUAUCCAUUCACCGAUUCAUAUUUUAUCAACCUUCUGCUGAGAGUGUACAGGGGUGACAACGGACAUGAGAUGAACUCGCAACACCUAGCAAUGGGAUUGUUGGCUCGUGUUUUGGCUUCCUCAGACAUCAAGACUACUGGAAUAUCUCUAAAAGAAUCAAUCCAGACAGGCUCUGAGGAGAAUCUAGAGAAGCCAACCAGACCAGGGCAAGAAACAGUUGAACAUUUCUUCAAUUUUGGAGCCAAAUGCCUUGAAACUGGUCUUGAGUGGGCAUGCUCUGUUGCUCGUCUUUUGGGAACACUGUCCAAGUCGGAUGCAUGGCAAGAAGCAGUCCAUUCUCACAUCACUGGUCAUAUAGAACAGCUUGUGGCAUCAAGUGUGAAGCCAGAUUUGAAAGCAAUCUAUGCCAUGUUUGUUAUGGCUGGCUUUCCAGAAGUGUUGACAGUAGGAACACUGGUUGAGUACAGCCGCACAACACUUGAAACCAAAAAGGGUGUGGUAAUCAAGCACUUUCCUGACAAACAUUUGUCUCUCAUUGUUGAUCGUCGUACUCGCAAGCGAUACACAGUCAAAGACAGUUUCAUCUCAUGUCAAAAUGAAGUGAUUGAGAUAUGGGAGGAUACUCACAUUAGUCAUUUUACAUCUUUUAUCAUGGAAGCAGUUGCAAGGAUACGUGGUGGUGAAGAAUCCUCGGUAGAAAGUUUAUGGAUGCUAGCAUUGGUGCUGAAGGCAUUGAACAGCUGGCUGAAGUCAAACAAGAUCUUUGCUGUCCCUUGUGUCUUUCGUGCAGAGUUUAUUCAGAGCUUAGUUUCCAUUGCCAGCAAAGGCACUGGCCUUAGUCAGCAGUGGCUUCUUAAGGAUCUUGAGGUCCUAUCACUGAUGCUGUAUAGUCAGGAGGAACAGCCACCAGGCAACAAGAAAUCUAAACUCACCAAAAAGGACAUGGAGGGAAAGAAAAUGGCAGAUAAGCAAGCAAAAGAAAGUGAUACAGGUGAAGAUGAAGAAGAAGAUAAUGAUGACAAUGAGGAAGAAGAAGAAGAUGAAAGGUUUGAUGAAGACAUCUCAUCAUCAUCCUUGUCAUGGGAAGAUGAAGAUGAAACAAAAGUUCUUUUUGGAAAGCUAGACGAGAAAACAAAACGCCUGUUUGAAGCUCUACACCAUGAUCUGAAAGUUCCUAUGGCAGUGCUUCGUGUUAUGUAUGAGAUGAACGAAGGCAACUUGGAAGCUGUGAUAAAGGCUAUCAUGGAAAACUUUGAAAAUUCUGAAGAAAUUGCAUCUUUGAUAGAAAAAUGGAAAGGAGGGGGUGUUGUAGGCAGCAAAUCUGGGGAAAAGCAGUCACAGGAUAGGAUAAUAGACACUGGUAUCCACUUCCACCCUCUUCUUACACGCACUGGGAGCGGACCUUCAGCUGCAAAAGAGGAAACUGGAGAGACACACCAAGAUCUCUUUCUGCCAUCAGAUCGACUUGCAGGGGAAAUAAGUGAGCAGCGCCGCACAAGGAGUGGUGAGCUUCUGAAGAAGGAACUUCAGAAACAUGGACGCUUUGCUUCGCGUGAUUAUCUUGCACGGAUAAACAUGGCCAUGGCAGUGUUGUAUGCCCGACAUGUUUUAACAGGACUGUUAGCUCACUGGCCUCAAGAUGGCCCUGUGAUAAAUGCAACUCUUCUAGGCUGUAGAGAGGUGGCACACAUGCCCUGUGUCCUUGACCUCCUUUAUAAGUCAGAGAAUAAAGAGUUUUUUUGCAGGGUGGUGCAGAAAGUGAUCCUUCAUUGUGACCCAAACAGCCUCAUUCCCAUCGCCUACACAGCCAGCCAGUUCAUGGAGGAGGUGACCAUGUCAGCAGUAGUAAGAGAGAGCACUCACAACUACACAAGUGGACAUCCAGUGGAGAAGAUACAGCUGCCAGGGGCUUCUUUUUUAACCAUCACCUUUGACACCAAAUGUUCUACAGCAGAAGAUACAGAUAUUCUCCAGUUCUCCACCUCAGAAGAUAUGUCAACAGAUGUGCAUGCUUUUAGUGGGUCAAAACCUCGUUGGAGCAGUUUUCAAGUUCCAGGGGACAUGGUUUACUUCAAGUUUAUCAUGGAAGGUGACCACUUAUCAUCACCCUAUUGGGGUUACAAGUUCACAGUGACUGCUGGCACAAGAGACAGUUUUGAGACUGGUUACACCGUUCUAGAAUCCAUUUUGUCCUCUCCUGUGGUGGUCUCUUUGCCUCUGGGUGAUCUUUGGCAGAGCCUGGCUUACGUGGCUUGCAAACAAACAUCAAACCAACGCCUGAAAGCCAUUCAGCUUCUGCUGCGCAUUGUUGCCACCCAGAGAGAUUGCCUCUCAGCAACUCAUCCGAAGACCCCUCCAUCUCCUGGUCACAAAAAUGAUUUUCUUUCUCUUCCUCCUCCCCUUGAUCCCACACCACCACCCCGGCUGCAGACUGACCUUAGCUUGCUCAGGCCACUUUGGGUUCUUUACAAUAAGAUGACAGGUGGAAAAGAAGACUGCCACACCAUGCAGCAGUCUGUUGUUCGUGCCCUGACUGAGCUCUUCCUUCAAGUAGAAAACCUGGCUCUCGAGGCAGGUAUUGUCAACACUUACUUGGCAUCUAUGGCAGACAUCAAUGAUAUUAAGACAAGUUUAGAACAGGGUCUGAUGAAUAUAGCUAUAGUGAGCAUGGCUGCAUGUGUGCAGAACACAGCAACUGAAUUCUUUGAAAAAAAGGGAUUAUCCAUGAGCCAGCAGGCAUCUAGGACUGCUGGGACUCCAAGCAAAGAGCUAUAGGCUUUCCUUAUUACAUUCUUCAUCAUUUUCAUCUUAUGCAUGCCUUUGAUUCAGAACCUGUUAUUUGCAUAUGUGUUAAUCGUAGGCUUGAUGGCAGAAACAUUGAUGACUUCAUUACAAAAAAAAAAAGUUAGCAAAUUCAUGGAGACAAUUAUAUGGAAUCUACAAGAGUCACUGGACUACUUUCUACUAGGCCAUAAGAGUGAAGUGAAUAUGCCAGCAUUGACUACUGCAUUACAUAACAGGUAUAAAUGUGUGGGGACAGGCUGAUAGUAAGAGUUACAUUGUAUACUUAUUGCCAGGACAUCAGAGAUCACAUGUUCAUUCUUUUGAUUCUUAAGCAUCACCUAUCCAUGUUUGUCCUUAUAGAAUGCAUCAUAGAUGGUGACAGUAAGGUGGCAAUGUAUUCAUCCAUAUUCCUUUGGAUUAAUUCAACAGAUAAUUUUUCAGUGAUGGGGAUUUAAGAAAAUGGUGAAUGAGAAAAGCACUUGGUUUUUAAUGUAGUUCAGGAUGCUGAAACUAAAAGUUGAAAAAAUUGUGUAUGCAUAUAAAGUGUACUGAUAAGAUGUGGCUUGUACAUGGUUUAGCUGAUUUGUUAUAUGAGACCUUUUAAUCUAUACAUUUCCCUUAUUUUCUUCGGAAAAUGAAGCAAAAUACUGAUUUUCACUAGGUAAUGUGGAACAGAAAAUGCUCAUUAUCAGUAGAAGAUAUGGAGAAUAUAUUCACUUAAUUCUGAUUUUUCAAUAAUUUUUUUAAAAUGAAGACUGAAUUUCCCACUGUGUGAAAAAGGGAAAUCAAGAGUGGUGAUGCUAUUAGAACCCUUAGAAAUCAGUGAAAGCUAAUCAUCAUGACAGUAUUUAUUGAAAGAGAAUGAGAGAGAGAGAGAUUCCUAAUACUCCCUGAGAUUUUUUAACUUUGAGAUUUGACAUAUCUAGAAAACAAUCCAUGCUGCAGGCUCAUGAUUUAUGUUAAUUCAAACAUAUUUUAUAAACUGUAAAAAAUUUCUGUGGGAAUAAAGAUUUUCUAUGUAUUUUUUCAUUUUAAAUGUUUGUGAAAUAAUGUGCAUCAAUUGAUCUCAGUUCUCUUUAGGCUAUCAAGAGCUGAUUAAUACCUAAUAAUAACAUAUUUUAGAAGAUAUUUUAGAAGUGUAACAUUGAAAUAGUAAUCAGAUGGGUGUAUAUUUUUUUUAUUUGUAAAGAAAAAGUUUAAUUUAGAAAAAAGGUGGAGCUAGGCAUGAGAUGUUAACAAAGUUAAAUGUCUGUAAAGCAAAAUGUGUGUUCUGAACACAGGAUUCACAAUUUGUUUGGGCAAACUUGAUGUCUUUAGCAGCUUGUAGGUUUACAAUAUACCAUAUCUGCUAAGUACUGGUAUCUAAAGGAAAAAGAAAGAUAAUUUAUAAUAUAUAUGUGAUAUGCAUUCUCUUUUUAAAAAAAAUCUUAUUCCUUGUCCAACCUUGCUCUUUAAUUCAUGUUAAUGUGUGAUGAAACUGUGUUUUUAUGUUAUGUUUACAUUGUAUAUUCAGGGGAGCAGGUUUUGCUUUUCAGCUAUCGAAUCAGCAAAUAUGGCUGGUCAUUGAAGUUGUUGUGGUCAUUAUCACAGCAGGGAUUUUAUUUCAUUUUAUUUUAAUAUUUUGUUCCAUCAUCAAAGCUUCAUCAGACUGUUAUAUACAAAAGUUUUCACUUUGAAAUUACAGUAAAAAGAAUGUGAACUCGUUUAAACCAAGCCAAGGUGAUAUUUUGAUGUAAUUUAUGAUAUGUGAAGUUAGACUGUAACUUACUGCCAUAGGAACUUGUCUCCUUUUCUGAUCGAAUUCCGCACUUUUCUUUUUUGUUCUUCCUAUAUGUUGCUGAUAAGUCUUGUGGCUUCCAUUAAUGAGAUUACCCACAGGAAAUGUGAAUAACAUUAGCUUUUUUCUAUUCUUGUGUUUUCUGGACUUUCUCACUAAACUCGUAUGAAAUAUUUAAUACCAACUUUUUAAAAAAAGUUUUGGAAUUCAUUUAUUGGGUGUGCCCAACUCAUCUUAAACCAUCAAAAAUUGCUUAUAAAAUAAGACCACAUCAGAUAGUUGUGCCAAAAAGCAUUUUGAGAUAUUCUGAGGGUCAGACACUGUGGCUGUGGCACCUCCAUGUCUUCUCAGACUGCAUUAUAGUUAUCGAUGUAAUGUUCUUGCUUGUAUACUGUUGCACUUUUUUUUAUGUAUUUGCAUCAUAUGCUUUAGUUUGUGACUUUCCCAGGAGUAUUUCACUAUUCUGUUGUUCUUUAUUUAUGUGGUUGUGCUGGUUGAAUCCAAGAAUAGAAAAUAGGCAUGAAAAAAGUAAUUGCUAAGAUAAUGAAAGUGUAUUAACCAUAUAACUGAGGUACUAAAUUUACAAUUGCUGGAUGCCAAUGCUAUGUUUUAAAAGAUGGAGAAGCAGUUAUAUGUUUAAAAAAAGUUUUAUUCCAGAGAAUCUGUCUGAAGGCACUGUAGAAGGAAAAUAAAAUUCAAACUCUCCGGGCAUUUUCAGCAAUGCUACUUCUGAAAUUAAAGUAAAAUUCGAAGAUAAUGCCACAAAGAAUAGCAAUAGUUUUUGGUAAUGAGUUGCAGACAUACAUCAACAUUGAUCAGAGAGAAUUGCAUUCCAAAAGAGAAGUGGUAGGGGUGAGGGAUUGAAGAAUCUCAUCACUUGGUCUUACCUAAGCUCACUUGAAUGUCGUACUUUUUGAAGUUUGUCUCAGUCGUAUUUUAAUAAAGGAACUGUUUAUAUCUGAGGAUAGAGGAGAUAGUUAUCUGUGAAUCUCACACAGGUGAUCCUACUUCCUGUUUUAAACAAUCUGGCUGUGAAAAUGUUCAGAAUGUUAAUGACAACUUUGGUAUCCUUAGUGAUACAUCUAUAUAUAUAUAUCUUUUUGUGCUAGAAACAGUGUAACUAGUUUCUGUGAUACCAGUUAACAUGUUUCAAAAUAGGUUUACUUGACAUCCUGGUUACAUCAGCUAUGCAUGAUUUCUGGUAUUUUGUGUGCCAGUUUAGUUUAAACUAUAUUUCUUUAUUUUCAUCCUUCAGCAAAAGCAGAACUGUGAUUAGUCACAAAUGAAGGAAUGAAAGAGUUUGCCUUAGGUGGUGCUUCUGAAGUUUUUCCCAGGAUUUUUGCCCUCACAUAGUUGGCAUCACAGACGCUGAAUUUCUUAUUAAAACAUACCUCAGAAAUGAUUGUAAGCCAUUAAAUUUGAUAAUAUAAAUCUUACAAAUGAAAGGGGGACUUUUGUAAUGCCUGUGUAAAACAACCAGCAAAAUUCAGUAGACAUAUAAUAUACCAUACCAGCCGUCUAGCAUGUGCAUGAAAGUUUUGAUGGUUUGGAGUUCUUUUAAAUGGAAGGAGUAAGUGAAAAAGAACAAUGAAGGAUUUAUGAAACCUUCAUUGCAGGAAAUAAAGUUGUGUUUGCCUCUAAGGCAGACUGGUUUCUCAUGAAAUCGACAUUAUUGACACAAAUAUUAAGGAAAGUGUGGUUUUAAAGGUAACAUAGUUAAAAUUGUUUGUCCUAGAGCAGUGAUGCCCAACCUUUUUCGGCCUGAGGGCCAUAUCCAUUUCAGACAGCCGUGUCGCGGGCCAUAUCCAUUUCGGACAGCCGUGUCGUGGGCCACUUCACCGC
Molecule: messenger RNA, 12183 nt
Organism: Pomacea canaliculata
Lineage: Eukaryota; Metazoa; Mollusca; Gastropoda; Architaenioglossa; Ampullariidae
Product: zinc finger ZZ-type and EF-hand domain-containing protein 1-like
Exons: 72
Coding region: 108-8555 (2815 amino acids)
Molecular function (GO): zinc ion binding
Source: RefSeq, a predicted model, not a curated record